UUAUUGCGUUGAUCAAAGCGAUGGAAAUUGCCUUAAAAAAUGAGGUAGAGAAGCUCAAAGUAUUUUCCGAUUCCAACUACCUAGUAACUGCAGUAAACCACAACUCAAAAAGGUGGAUUGAAAAUAACUGGAAAAAUUCGAACAAAAAACCAGUUCAUCAUAAAGCAGCUUUCCAGCAGGUCAUUGAACUGUCCAAAAAAUUCAAGGAGUUCGAGUUAAGACACGUCAGAGCGAGAAAAUAUGACCAUAAUAAUUUCGUAGCAGACAAGCUGGCCAGAAAGGCAGUUUAUACCCAAGAAGUCAUUGAUGAAAAUAUUGACAGUAUGACUGACCAACAGGCCUUGGUGAAUUUUAUUCGCGAAAAAAGAAUGCAGCAGAGAAUUAAUAACGAAGUUGCAUUCAACAAGCUACAUGGGCCCCCCACUAUUUUUGAAAAUGGUGAAUUGGUCAUGUUAACAUCACACCGCUUGUCUUCGUAUGAAAAAGGCUUGUCCAAAAAGCUAUUUCAAAAACGCUAUGGUCCUUAUACAGUAGAACAGCACGUUGGUAGCAAUUGUUACAUGGUCAAAAACGUGGCUGACCCUACUGACGAGCAAAUUGUUAACACUCGCCAAAUGACGUCAUAUCUUAACAAAAACCAGCUGGAGGAGUUAAAAAAUGAUUUGAAGCAGAGAUCAAAAUUCGAUAACAGAGACUUGGUGGAAAAAAUCAGAGAUUAUUCAAAGCAGAAAACCAUCGAGCAAACAGAGAAGUUGGAAGAGGAAAGCGAGGAUGAGGAGGAGGUCGACGACCCCAAGGAUCCAGAGUAUUUGCCCAGAGGUUCGCGAAAACAACCUGAAAAAACCCUGGAAAAAAUUCACCAAACUUGCCAAUCAGAGAUGCCUAAAAAAGAGAUUUCAAAGCACGAUGCAGAGUUCCGAGAAAUAAAGAAGAGAUUACGCAGAAAGCUCCCCCCCUCCGAAGAGCGAAAGCUCGAAGAUUGCCUUGAACAAACGUUUCCUGAUAAGAAAAAGUACAAGGAGAGGAGAGAGGCGGCGCGGGAGAGGUACGAAACGCGUUCUAAAGCUAAGCAGGUACCUACCAAUCUCGAAAGUUCGAACUUGCAUACUCGAAAUGCACCGGAUGACCUUGGAAAUCAGAGAAAUAGAAAACGAAAAAAGACCUUGAAUUUUAUUCAGCUAGAGAUGCUUGAUGAUUUUGAGAGAGCAUAUUUUGUUCAAGCUUUCAAUUGUUAUCGUUUCAACGACGAAGUAAGCGAGUUUUGAAGCUUUGAAAACUUUCAAGGUCAACUACUUUUAUGUAGACUAGUGUAAUUAUAUUCUAACAUCCGAGUGCAACGUUAGAGAUAAGAUUGUAACUUAGAUAACUGUAACUACGUAAAAGUUUAUCUCUAAAAACGCCAUUUUGUGCAAACUAAUCUAUUGCCAGAACUUUUGAUGCACAACAGUUGGAACUUUCAUUCGCCAACUUGAAAGCAUAGUGAAUAGUUCGAAUCGUAUUACUGUAUUGCGCUUAGCUCCUAAUUAGUGGUACAAUUUGGUUAUUUUUUACAUUGUUGAUUUAUUUAUGAAAAAUUGCACUAGGAGCAAAUUUUUUUAUGGUUAAUUUAUGACUAAUUUAUUUUUAGUGUAAUUUUGACUUAGUUAUAGAAUUGUUUUAUUGUAAAUACUUUUUUAUCAUCAAACAGAGAAGUUGAAAACCGUGUGAGCGAGUUCCAGAAAUCAGAGAGGCUUGAAACUUCGUUCGAUAAAAAAUCAAAACAGGCACGAGAAGUUUUUUGGUUGCAGAAAAAUCAGAGAAAAUGCGACUCGAAAACGCGCAAAAAGUCAGUUCCGGCCAGCUGUCUGGGAAAAUAGCAUCGUCCCAGCUGUCAGUGGGAGUAACGUAAACAUUCCCAGCUGUGUGUGAACAUAGCGACGUAUGGCUAGCUGUCUGGGACAGUAACGCGGCUCCAAUAAGAAACUACACGAGAGCAGAGUUCGCGAAAACGAUUUAGUCAACGGAGUACUUACUGUAGUAGAGAUGAAAUAAAGCAGUUUCCAGCUCCAGUAUCGUCUAACUCCAACUUGACGAAAAUAUCAGCUUGCAGAUAACAGAGAAAAAUGAAAAUUAGAUCGAGUAUUGAGAAAGAAGCAAACUCAAUGUGAACUCAAUGUGAUUCAACAUACCUGUUAUUAUUCUCGAGUACUGGAGCCUUGUUUUGGAAUGGUUUUCAAUCAUCUCUUAUAGCUACUUGCGUAAUUACGGAUUUCGAUUUAUUUUUGGAACUUUGUACUUUCUCUGUUGUUUAUGUAAAUAUUUAUGUGUUUGUGAAUUGUUGUGACACUUAGCGACUAAGAUGUGAAUGUAAAUAAUUUAUUUGAGAAAAUGUUCGCAUCUAAGGUAAUUUUAAGUCGCUGGUGCCGUGAAAAAUUAGCAGAGACGUUUUAAAAUCAGCAGUUGGAGGCUGAAAUCGGAUUCCGAUGGACCCAGCCAGUUUAACAUCUGGAAGCUGCGGGUUCAUAUGAAGCGGGGCAGAUGGGCCCUCCCGUCCGUUGUCCGUUGGCCAGUUUUUUGGCUUCAAUGUUCCAGCAUCUCCGAUGUCCACGCUGUUCAAAUGGAAGCGGGGCAUAUGUGACGGUAGGGGAUGCGCCCACAGCUUCCACCUAAAGGGAAGAUGUGUUCCCUCGGAGUGGCAGCACUGACUAAGUAGUGCACUCUAUCGGACUAGUUCGAGUAUAGCCACUCCGCCGUUAGAGACGUUACAAACGUUAAGUAUUUUUUUCACUGGUGUUCCGGUACGGAUGCAUUUCAGAGCUUCCACUUGCAAUCGUCAUUGCAAGUGUCUUUUUAUAAUGAUUAGUGUGUCUUUUUUGUAAUAUAUCGAUUCGGUUUUAUAUCAGAGAUUUAUACAAUAAAGCUGAACACUUUCAUUUGCGGUCUACGAUCAUUUAUGCGGUGUUUCGUCACCUUUGCUGUUCGAUGUACUUUCGUAAGGUCAUCAGUAGAGUUUGGGUUCCCUGGGCUUAACUAUAUGCUGAAUAGCACUGGGCUCUCCCUCUGUAAACCAAGGAGUGUCCCAGCUAUCACAAUCGUUUAUUAUUUUUACGCCCUAAAUUCUAGUACCAAAAUUUCGUACUUCUUACAUGUAAAUAAAUUUACACGACUUUCUACUAAUAAUUUAUCACAAAACUGUGAAGAAAAUUUCAUAAGAUACAGUAUUUUAUGUUCUAUAAAAAAGAACAUGACUACAUUAUUUUUAGGUACCUUGGUCUAAAAUUGAAAGCGGUGCCCAUCAAACCACCUGAACCACCUAGACACAAUCUUGAAAAAAGAAAUAGGACCGAGUUGGCUCAAAUUUUAAGUCGAGUUUAAGCCAAUAAUUUUCCUUUUCAUCAUUUUUUUUUUCAGUGUAAAAAAUUUACCUAUUCUUGAACAUUAUUGGUAUAAAAUCGAGCAAAAUUUACCGUCAAGCAUAUUUUCAUGUCGAGACAUCGUCAGUUCGUCACAUAUUUUGCCGAUAAUUUGAAGAGUAUGUGUACCUACUUAGUUUAUCCGUUACUUUUUUAACACUUUCUUGUGAUUUGAUGCAAAAUCGACUUAAUAUCUGUGUCGCUGAUUUUGAGUACUUUAUUCAAACGAUUUUUUUUUUUUUAAAUCAAUCUUGUGUCGAGCACUCGAGCUUAUGAAAAACGACCCUAGGUACAUUCUUCAUCAUUUAAAAAUUAAAAUGCGCUUUCAACGCUGUUCAAAAGCUUGAAAAUAUACACAAUGUGAUAAAAAAAAAUAAGAAAAAAAUUCCACAUACCUAUUCACUCUUCCACUUGGACAGAGAUGAAAUAAUUUUCUGGUACGAAUAGGAAUCCCCAUGAAACGGAAUGCGCCUCUCCACUUCUCCCAUCGUCCAGUGUGUCUUGAUGUUGUAUUGUUGAAUGUGAAUGUUUAUUUUUUAUCUGCAUGCUGCAGCGUGUUCAUUUUGAUAACAGGCGAUGAUAUCAGGUAUAAUGGUAAACAUUCCCUCAAUGUCGGUCGUUUUACGUGUGUGAUUUUCUUGUGAACUAGUGAAGUAAAUUAAGUAAAACAUCAAAUUUAAUUUAGGUAAAUAAGUUCACCAUUCGAGUCAACUAUGCAACCCUCUUAUGAUUGUUUCAAUCGUCGGGGCUUCAGUUGUUAUCUUUUUAAAUGGGAAUCCGAAUAUACAGAUCGUGGUGAAGUAGAAGAGAGACCAACCUCGGUGCCUACGUUGCAAGAAAUAUCCACCGUGAACGUGGCAAUCGCUUUAUGGAAUCAUGCCACCAUCGAAAUACCAGGAAUGGUCACAGAAUACGAAACAUGGCAAGAUUCGUUGAUCGACCAAGUAUCCGAAUGGAUAGACGCGUUACCUAUACCCAAGUUGUUCGUCAAUUUCAUCAAGUUAUAUGUCAAACGAGUAAAUAAUAACGUCAUCAACUGGGCUCGCCACUUCCAAGCUGCUAUUAUCGGAACAUAUUAUGAUUAUUUUGAAAGUACCGAUUUAAAUUCAUAUCUACACGUCGACCGUAUCAUGUGGUAUCCCAAUGGGAGAAUCAAUCUCGUAGAAACAGCUCGAAAUUUAUUAAAAUCUGACGAAUUGACCAAUGCGCAGAAGUUUCAUUUAGCAAGUGCAUAUUGCCUGCAAAGAGAAAUAAAGAAUAUUUGGCCCAUGUUGGAGAUGAACGACCUUCCUUCUAGUCAUGCAGAAGGGUAUUGGAGUCAUCUCAGUGUGUAUUGGGCUCGUAGCUGUGAUAAAAAAUUGAAAAGAAGAGGAGAUGAAAAUUUUUAUCUUAUUGAAGAAUUAAUAAGAGGAGAAAGACAUGCAGUUAACUGGGCAGCGAUCGAGUACUUUUUCGAUCGUUUGAAUACCGAGCAACAAAUUACCACAGCUGUUCGUUUGAUCGAUGAAUUUGGUUUACGUUUUCAAAAAUUAGUACUAAUGAAGUUGAACGAAUCUCAACGUGUUUCUGUGUUCGAGAAAAAAAUUAUCGAUAUCAUUUGCAAUUACGCGGAGUCCGAACGUGAUAACGAAGAAGUUGCAAUUGCAGCGUGGUACGAAUUUCGAGAUUUGAUUACUCAAGAUUACUUCGUCAACUUAUUCAGCCGGCUGAUAUCCGUCCAUUCGGAAGCCUCGGUUUUAACGGAAAUUUGGAACUCUGCUCCAGAUGGCUCAAAACAUUAUAUAUUACGACAAGUAGAUUACGGAAAUUACGACUUCAUCGAACACCUAUUGAAUUGGUUGACCUGGUACAAGUGCACGGAAUCAGGUCUCACUUUCGUAUCAUCGGUGUUAUACUCAUAUCACGCUUGUGUCGACAUCAAACAACGAGAAAUUACGAAAAAACCGUAUUUCAUUAAAUGCUGUGUAGAAUUAAUAAGUGGCAGUAACUUGAAAUCGCUUGACAGACUGUUGAACUUAUGUCUUCUCGAUGCUGCAGCAUCGACCGAUUUCAAGCAAUCUCUUUCCAAAAGGCCUGAUUUCAACAUAGACUGUCAAAUAAUGAUAACCAUUUGUAACUUUCAAAAGCUCGUUAAACUAUUGGAUUUUGGCUUCUCAAUUACUGGUACUUCAUCGACGCAAUUCCUGCGUGAAAUGUUGUCCAAGAAUAUGAAGCUUCUCGAUGAUUGGUGUUUGGAGUUCUAUUCUACCGGAAAUUUGAAAGACAUGAAUGCUUUGCUGGUUCCACUCCGGUCAUCGUAUCCAGAAAUCGUUACCGAGUAUAAAAAGAAUUUACUAUUGUCGGGUAAAGGUUUGCGAAUGUGCGUGAAUCAUUUUGUCUCGAAGGACUGUAUCCUGCCUAGAAUUAUUGCCGAUGGUGUGCCUGCCGAUUUAGCAGCAGAAUUCAAAAGGAAAAUCAUUUCUUUACCUGAGGCCAUCGAUAAAUUGAAGAGUAUGAUGGUCAACAAACGAUCAAAUACGGCGAUGAAAUUAAUUGAUUGGUAUAUCGAAUCGAAAAGAGCUCGAAAUAAGAUUAAGAAGCUAUUGGAGAUGGCAUUCUCAAGGGAAAUGAAACGUCGUAUUUAUCGUUAAACAUUAUAUGAAUGUGGUUUUUCGCAGUUCCAAUCGCAAUUAUUUUUUAUUUUUGAGAAAUCGGCGUGCAUCGAAUUCAGUUGUUUGUAUAAUUUAUUAUUCGUAUAUUUUUUGUUUUUAAAUUAUUUAAUUUUACCCAUUUUUUUGAAGUUUUAGCUAUCGUCUGUCAAUUUUGUUUAGUUUUUCAUGUCUUCGAGAUCUCCAAAGCGAGCAUUCGUUGAGAAGGUACAGAGUAAAGAAUUGCAACUGAAGAUCGCGUGAGAGAAACGAAAUGUUGCAUUUAUUAUCUUUAAACGAGAAAUAAAAAUCGUCUGCAUUUUGAUUUUAUCGAGAAAUUUUUUUGUAUGGAGUAGGGACUAUUUUAUGUGUUUUUUUUUAUUUUUUAAUUUUUAAACUAAGAAUUAUUCGAUUGAAAUCGCCAAAGUUUGCUGUUGUGUUCAACGUGUUUCGUCUUUGUGAUACCAUACCUAGCUAUUUAUAAUAUGAUCUUAUUUGUCUUUGAUGAAAAUGUAUAAAUGCAUACUUAUGUACCAUACCAUUUAAUGGGCAAAGUUGAACGAAAUUCAUUUGUACAUGUGGAGUAGGGACUACUAUUUUAUGUGUAAACUAAGAGUUAUUCAAUCGGAAUCGCCAAAAAGUUUUAGCUAUAUUGUAUUUCCUCAGUUUCGUUUUCUGUGAUAUUUUAAACAAGAAAAUUAAUUAUCGAUGUUAAGUAUUGGAUUGUAAUUCGUUAAUGAUCUCAUUUGUCUUCAUUGAAAUAUAUAAUUUCAUUGGUACAUAA
Molecule: messenger RNA, 6803 nt
Organism: Planococcus citri (citrus mealybug)
Lineage: Eukaryota; Metazoa; Arthropoda; Insecta; Hemiptera; Pseudococcidae
Exons: 2
Coding region: 4106-6022 (638 amino acids)
Source: RefSeq, a predicted model, not a curated record